Messenger RNA from Asparagus officinalis (garden asparagus), 588 nucleotides. RefSeq lists its product as uncharacterized. The transcript has 2 exons. NCBI's taxonomy places the organism in Eukaryota, Viridiplantae, Streptophyta, Magnoliopsida, Asparagales, Asparagaceae. Bases 1 to 588 code for a protein of 195 amino acids. The record is from RefSeq and is a predicted model, not a curated record.
AUGGGGCAGGUGGUGGAAUGUGAUCGGUGGUGGAAUGAAGGGCCGGCGAGGAAGCGCACGACGUGCGGUUGGCAUUGGAAGCAAUUGGCGUGGGGGAGAGCGGGAGAGGACUGCUAUGGUGAAAGGGAAACGGAGGAAGAGGGAGGGGUGAAGGGUAGCAAGACGUUAGAAAUGACUGAGGGCGGCGAGGAGGAGGUACGGUCGGAGCUCGGUUUGGGGGGCAGCGCGGUGCUGUGGAGGGGCUCAGUGUGGGCGAAGGCUGCUGUGGCUGCGCCUGUUGCUGUGUUGGUGGCGGCGGAGGAGGAAAGGGGCAGGCGGCUAGUGGCUUGCCUGGUCAAGUGGAUGCCAUAUGAACUAGUUUUAGAGUCACUACCAGAUAUUUGCAGGGAAGGUGAGGAUGUAUGGCGUGCUCGCGUCCCGAUCAUAUGUUUUGAGAUUGUCGAGAUGCACGUGCCUGACCGUGUGCUCAGACAAUUUGGGCUACAACAACAUAUUCUGGUCCCUGUGGAGAGAAUAGAGCGAAAUCCCAGAAAAGGUGCACAUCAUGCAAAUUGGGAAUAUAUUCGACAUGCUUACAUCGGGAGGUGA